AUGGCGUCUAGGUUAGACUCACCUUUCGACCUGGAGCGUUGUGGGCCAGCAGUGGACAUCGCUUUAGACGUAAUUAACGAGAAGUUUCUAGCGCAUCACAAUAUCGAGCUGAAAAAGGUGCAAGGCAGUUACCCUUCGUGCUCCGGCGCCAUCGCCCCAGGCCUGGCGGCAGACAUGCACUUCAAGAAUGACGUGAUAGCUUUCGUGGGCCCCGCCUGCGCCUUCGCCUUAGAGCCCGUCGCAAGACUUGCCGCCUACUGGAACACGCCCAUAAUCACCGGGAUGGGAGACCAGCCACCGUCAGAAGGCGAGCUGGCAGCUCCGGCCAGCGUUGUCAGUCGGAUGCACAGACUUAGGAACUUGCGAAAAGGGACACGCCCCCAGACGUUGUUCAAUGAUAAAGGCAAGUACCCGACGUUGACGCGGAUGUCGUACUGUCAAUGUCGAUUGCCGCGCGUCUUUACCAGCGUUUUCGACCGCUUCGGCUGGGCUCACGUCGCGCUACUCCUAGACAAGUCUGAUCUAUUCUCACUUACUGUCGGUAAGAGUUUAGAAUGGGGUCUACGCAAGGAAGGUGUGCUGAAGGCGGUUCGGGAACUGGACGGCAAUGAGAAGGAAUCGUGCGAGGCGUUGCUACUUGACGUCAGCAUGUACGCUAGAGUUGUGAUCCUGAGCGUGCGCGGCUCUCUGGUUCGAGAAUUCCUGCUGGCUGCGCACGCGCUCGGCAUGACGCGCGGUGACUGGGCCUUCCUCGAUGUUGAGAUAUUUCAAGGCGGGUACUGGGGUGAGACGGGUUGGGAGGCGGGUGACGAACGCGACACGGCCGCGCGAGCCGCCUACGAGGCUCUGCUGCGGGUGUCGCUAAAGCUGCCUACUGGCGACCGCUUCGAUGAGUUCGCGGACACCGUGCGUACACGAGCCAAGGACCACUACGACUACAGCUUCUCUGACGGAGAAGAGGUGAACUUCUUCAUUGGUGCAUUUUACGACGGCGUAUACCUCCUGGGUAUGGCGUUAAACGAAACUCUGACCGAAGGUGGGGAUAUAAGAGAUGGCAGAAAUAUAACGCGUCGUAUGUGGGGGAGAGAUUUUCAUGGUAUCACGGGUCACGUGAGAAUAGAUCCCGUAGGAGACAGGGAUGCAGACUACGCGAUAUUGGAUUUGGAUCCUGUAACGGGAAAGUUUGAGGUGGUCGCGUUCUACUACGGGUUGAACAGCAGUUAUCGUCCGGUGGCUGGCAAGGCGAUACACUGGCCUGGAGGACGCCGCGCGCCGCCGCCCGACACACCGCGCUGCGGCUUCCUCGGUACUGACCCUAUGUGUCAGGGAGAUAGUGAAGUGAAAUUUUUGGUAUUACAUAUAAUGAUAAAAACGUUUAUAUGUUUGCUAAUUUGCACGCUGCUAGAAGCGCAAACAGUUAUUAUAUACUGUUUUAUCGGACUGGCGUUGUUUCUGAUGUUCGCGGUAACAGCCGCGUGUAUCGCGUACAAACAAGCGCGUAUUGACGCGGAGAUGAACAACAUGGCGUGGCGCGUGCGGCCAGAGGAGGUGUUGUUGGAGGUGGGCGCGCUUGGCGCUAGUCCCGCUCUGCAUAGUCUCAACGAGGUCCUUAAGUUGUCACUAAGCUGGAGUCAAACAAAUGCGGUGCCAUCAGUCGGCGGAGCUCCGCUAACCCUGUCUUCCUUCACCGUUGGCUUGUACAAGGGAAAUAGAGUCGCUGUUAAGAAGAUACAUAGAAAAAAACUGGAUUUAAACAAGAAGUUAUUAUGGGAAAUUAAGCAGGCCCGUAACGUGUCCCAUGAGAACACGGUGCGGUUCAUCGGCGCAUGCGUGGACUGUCCGCUGGUGUUCGUGCUAACGGAGUACUGCCCCAAGGGCUCGCUGAAGGACGUUCUAGCCAACGAGGAGCUACAGCUAGAUUGGAACUUCCGCACAUCAUUGGUGCAUGACAUCGUACAGGGCAUGUGCUACUUGCACAGCGGGCUGGGCGCGCACGGCAAACUGCGCUCCUCCAACUGCCUCAUCGACGGCCGCUUCGUUCUCAAGAUCUCCGACUAUGGCCUCAACACGCUCUGCACGCCCACAGACUUAAUAAAGGGCGAUCAAUAUUACUACAAGUUGCUAUGGACGGCGCCGGAGCUGGUGGCGGGCAGCCUGUACCCGGGCGCGGUGGCCUCGCUGAAGGGCGACGUUUACAGUUUCGGCAUCAUCCUCGAGGAGAUCGUGCGCCGCGCCGGGCCCUUCCACCAUUACACGCCUACCAUGUCAUACAAAGAGAUAGUACGCCGUGUGUGCGCGCGCGAGUCGCCGCCGUUCCGUCCGGUGGUGGGCGCGGGCGAAGCUGCCGGCAGCGGCGCGGCGGCCGAGCUGCUGGCGCUGGCUGAGCGCUGCUGGUGCGAGGCGCCCGACGACAGACCCUCCUUCGAUGCUAUCAAUGCUACGUAUAUCAAAGGUUACUGUGAUAACCUGAUGGAUGAUCUACUGCGUCGCAUGGAGCAGUACGCCAACAACUUGGAGUCGCUGGUGGAGGAGAAGACCGAGCAAUUGUCAAUGGAGAAGCGGCGCUCAGAGGAACUGCUUUACCAAGUGCUGCCAAGGCCGGUUGCACAACAACUGAUGGCUGGUGAAGUAGUCCAGCCGGAGAGCUUCGAAUGUGUGACAGUUUACUUCAGCGAUAUUGUCGGCUUCACUGAGCUGUGUGCUGCUUCCACGCCGAUGCAGGUCGUCGACCUCCUUAAUGACCUUUACAGCACAUUUGACAGGAUCAUCGGAUACUACGAUGUGUACAAGGUGGAGACGAUAGGUGACGCGUACAUGGUGGUGUCGGGCCUGCCGAAGCGUAACGGCGACAUGCACGCGCGCGAGAUCUGCCUCAUGGCGCUCGCUGUCGUCGAGGCCGUGCGCACCUUCGCCGUCAGACAUCGCCCCUCGCAUCGCCUCGAAGUGCGGGUGGGAGUGCAUUCAGGGCCGGUGUGCGCGGGCGUGGUGGGAGUCAAGAUGCCACACUACUGUCUGUUUGGUGACACCGUCAACACCGCCAGCCGCAUGGAGUCAACUGGACAACCGUUGAGGAUUCACUUGAGCGAGAGUACGCGGGCGCUGUUGGAGCAGUGGGGCACGUUCACGGUGGAGCGGCGCGGCGAGGUGGAGCUGAAGGGGCGCGGACGCAUGCUGACGCACUGGCUGCUGCGCUGCUCGGAGCCCGCGCCGCACCAGGCCGGCCCGCCCGCGCCGCCGCCCCACUACCCCAUACUGUUCCCCACGCUGCCGCAGCCGAUAGCUUUACACACGCCCUACAUUGUUGUCGAACAACCGACUAUAGCUGGAUAAAGAUGCAGAACUAAAGAGAGGUGGAGGUCGCGUUGAUAACGGCAUAGUGGGCUUCUGUGUAAAGAGUGUCAACCUUAAUUAUGAUGUCUCAUGUCGUUCCCACUUUAUACGAAAACAGUAUAAGGUUUCAUCUUUCAGAUUUAUCAGUCGUAGCUAUCAGUAGUCAUUGUCUUCAACAUGUCAUUUUUAUCACAAAAUUUCAUAUCACGAAAUUAACUGCCGAGAAGCUAGCUACUCUUACUAAUAACGCAAAACCAAGACUUUAAUUUGAAAAGCUUAUUAUUAUAUGUUUUAGAAAUAAGCAGAUAUGCUAAGAUAAAUAAAAUGAUUGACUUAGAAAACACUAUAAAGUUUUAGUGAUGGGAGUAAUCGAGUGUAAUUAGUAUUGAAAAGAAGAGAGUUCAAAAACACAAUAUUCUUUGUUGCAAUAUUGCGCAGUUUGAAGAAAAAAGGUUCUUUUGUUUUUCAAUUAAUUAACGAAGUUUAUUCGAAAGAGAUUGUCUAGAAAUAAAAGUAUUUAUAUUGUAUGCUAAUGACUUUAGAGAGAGAGAGAGAGAGAGAUGACGAUGCUGUUUUUAAUUUAUUUUUAUAUAGCACGGCCUAAACUGUUAUUGUUGCAAUUAUUUGCUUAAUUUAUAAAAAAAAGGUUUAGCUUUUACGUGCCAAAUGAUGUUAUUUACUUUAUGAUGAAUUUAUUUAUAUUUAAUAAGUCAAUCUGUAAUACUGUGUAUAAUUGAAACAUAUUUUUCUACAGAAAUUAUAGAUGCCAUA
Molecule: messenger RNA, 4101 nt
Organism: Papilio polytes (common Mormon)
Lineage: Eukaryota; Metazoa; Arthropoda; Insecta; Lepidoptera; Papilionidae
Product: atrial natriuretic peptide receptor 2
Exons: 23
Coding region: 1-3330 (1109 amino acids)
Biological process (GO): protein phosphorylation; intracellular signal transduction; cGMP biosynthetic process
Cellular component (GO): membrane
Molecular function (GO): ATP binding; peptide receptor activity; protein kinase activity
Source: RefSeq, a predicted model, not a curated record